AUGAUGAUGGACGUGCCGCUCGCCGUCUUCGCCAGCGUGCUGGGCCUGCCGCCCUUCCUGCUCGUCGCUGUCUGUUACUGCGUGGCCGUCCACAACCCCAAGAAGCAGGAAUGGAAGUGGCACGCCCUCCACCCCGGGGUCCCAGGGCAUAGUCGAGGCGAGACAGAGGGUGUGAGGGGCCUUCACCCUUCACUGCAUCCCUUCCGCCCAGCACAGCCUCUGAAGUGA
Molecule: messenger RNA, 228 nt
Organism: Pipistrellus nathusii (Nathusius's pipistrelle)
Lineage: Eukaryota; Metazoa; Chordata; Mammalia; Chiroptera; Vespertilionidae
Source: the annotation of a GenBank genome assembly